Messenger RNA from Raphanus sativus (radish), 710 nucleotides. RefSeq lists its product as uncharacterized. The record is from RefSeq and is a predicted model, not a curated record. The transcript has a single exon. Bases 47 to 562 code for a protein of 171 amino acids. NCBI's taxonomy places the organism in Eukaryota, Viridiplantae, Streptophyta, Magnoliopsida, Brassicales, Brassicaceae.
ACACUAUAAAAUCCAACAUCCCAUAAAAGAAAGAAGAGAGAAAAAAAUGGAUACGAUGAAAACAACAAAAGUGAAGUUCACAAAAGAGAUGCUAGAGUCUAUCAAAGGCAAGCUCCCAAGGCUCAGCUUUCUCCUCCUCUUCCUCCGACAAUGCUACGGCGGUUGUGGAGACCGGACCCACUUACUCCCUUGUUCAAUCACCACUUCAUCCACCCGCUUCUGGAACCUCUCUGAUCGUCCCGUGGAGCUUCAGAUUCGAGUCGGGUCGAUCCUUAAACGCGUCCACACUCUCAAACCGGGACGUUCCAAAAAGCUCAGACACAGUAACCUCCACAGAGCCUACGUUCCUGACCAGGAAGGACGUCGAUGGUUGUACUACGAUGACACGUGUUUGCCGUACGUAUGGGUUCACGAGACGGGUACAGACUUGUCGAAGAUGGUGAAGCAACAGUACGUGAGUCUUGAUGAUCUGAGAGAUUGCUCGGAGAUUAGGAUUUUUAAGGAUUUACAGAGAGGUUGUGUCUCUGUUGAGAAGAGAGACAGAGCUUCUGCUUUGUGUUGAUUGUGAAAUUUUUCCUUAUUGAUUACUUCAUCUAUAUAAUUAUGAGUACUACAUAUAAGCUAAAUAUGCAUUUCAUUGUUUGAAACAUGAUGCCUGUAUCCAUUUAUAUGCAACUCCAUCUCCAGUAAUGACUCUUGUUGAUCUUGGA